Molecule: messenger RNA, 994 nt
Organism: Esox lucius (northern pike)
Lineage: Eukaryota; Metazoa; Chordata; Actinopteri; Esociformes; Esocidae
Gene: commd7
Product: COMM domain containing 7
Exons: 9
Coding region: 51-665 (204 amino acids)
Biological process (GO): tumor necrosis factor-mediated signaling pathway; negative regulation of DNA-templated transcription
Molecular function (GO): NF-kappaB binding
Source: RefSeq, a predicted model, not a curated record
CCCUUAUUGACAUUGAUCACGGAAGUAGCCACCGAAGUAAAACAUUCUGUAUGACAGCAACAAUGUUGCAACUGCAAUUUACUAAGGAUACAUUACCAGAUUCCGUGAGCAAUGACUUUAUUAACUUGAACAAAUUCAGCGAACAGCAAUUCACACGGCUGACUGAGAUUCUUUUCAGUUUCCUAUUGGAGCCAAAAGAGACUGACAGGCUCCUGCAGCAGCUCAGUGAAUUUGCAGGGGAGAAUGGGAUGAGUGCCGGCCCACUGAAAAACCUCAUGAAGAGUGUCCUGCUGAUUCCCCAUGGUGCCCUUAAGAAAAAUCUGACUCCAGACCAAAUCAAAGAGGACCUUCUCACUUUAGGUCUCAGUGAAGAUAAAGCAGACUAUUUUCUAAAACAGUGGAGUGUCCACUACCCUAUUCUGUCCAGGCUGGCUGUAGGACAUACUCUCAUGGUCAACCAACUGAUUGACAUGGAGUGGAAGUUUGGUGUCACUGUGGGGACAAGCGAGCUUCAUAAGGUUGGGAACAUCUUCCUACAGCUUAAGUUGGUCAUCCGAAAGGGGAACUCAACAGAAAAUGUGUAUAUGGAGUUGACCCUUCCCCAAUUUUAUAAUUUCCUUCAUGAAAUGGAGAGGGCCAAAGCCAGUAUGGACUGUUUCAGCUGAGCCUGUUUGCCAGUAACAUAAUGUACUAAUCACAGUUGGUGUUCUGGAGGGACAGGAGAAAACGUGGGUGGACGUGGCACCCUAUUUCCUUUAAUGGGGCAUUACUAUCUAGCACAAUCUAAAGAACAGUGUGCCAUUUUGGACAUGGUAGUUCAAAAUAGAACCUAACGAAUCUGAAGGAAUACACUUUCACUAUUUCAUUUACCAAUCAAGCACAUUAAAAUCACUAAAAGGAAAUAUGUUAUGCCCAACAGCAAUAACCUGUAAUUUAUGGACAUUCUGAUUUCAUAUUGUGAGUGUUUUGAAUAUAAUCUAGAGGCAUAAAACAA